ACACACACACAUAUCGUUUCCACAGUGAGCAUAUGAUCACGACAUUUUGCUUUGAAGUCGAACCUGAAACUGUGGGAAUAAUUUGGAAACUUGGAGGUCAUUCCAGCAGCUCUUCAUCGUGAGAGGCAAAUGUCCAGUCCACUAGAGCGGAUUGUAGCCCAGAAGAAGGAGGCCAUUGAAGCCGUAAUGGAGAUGUUUGAGAGAGGAGCAGAGGUGCUGGCCAGCGCUGUUGGGGAGCUGUGUCCUCUUUUUGAAGCUUCUGCUCCAGUUUUGAGGCUGGUUCUGGAAAAUGUGGAAAGCAAGGAGAUCACAUAUGUCAAAGAUCAGUUUCUAGUUGUGAGGCGCAAAUUAGAUGUCCUCUCAUGUCAGUUACAGGACAUUGACUCUGAGAUCAGAAGGAGACGUUUGGAUUCCCAGUUCUUCUCUGUGGAGGAAAAUUUGCGGAACCAGUUUAGAAAAUACAUAGACAUUCUGGAGGCUAAACCUGAGUAUAAAGAGGUCAAAAAACGCUUGUUCUUAGAGCAUUUUUUCAUAACAGGUGGAGAGAAAAAUCUCUGUGUGCUUUAUGAUGCUGUGAUGGGGAACAGCACGUUUGGGGAGCCAAUCCUGGAUGUUGUGGAACAAUACGAGGCCAGAAACAGAAGGGUCCUGGAAGACUUCUGCGUCAGGCUGAAGGAGCUGCUCUGCUUGGGAAUCAUCGCUCUGCUGGGAUAUUGUUUCCUUACUCAGGGUGAGGAAUCAGAGCAGGAGAAGGUUCAAGAGUGGAGCACGAAGAUCCAAGAAAUUGAAACGAAAAUGAAGGAAACGAUACAGAAAUGUGUGGAUUCGUUUCCAGAGCAAGCUGAACUGGACAUCAAGAGGCUUGUGAAGGAGAAAGAAGAUGGGAACCUUCAGGAAACGGCUCAGGAACUGCUGGACUUCCUGGUGAAGAAGUACGACUGGGUGAGCUGGUCCAUCAGAGCCAUUAGUAACUUGGGCAAAAUUAGCAACUUGAGAGCUGGACAAAACUUUCAGUGUGUGGCUGGACAGAAUUAUUUUGAAGUAUCUCAAGGAAACGACACCAACCUAGUGAUCUCGUUCAGCAGCAACCCUCAGCCUGUGCCCAACGAGAGCGUAAAACAGACGAUGGAGGGCCCUGCGAGGAAGAGAGAUGCCAAAGCUGUUGUGGAGCUUCUGGAGAAGCAGUUAGCUGGGUUUCUGGUUCAUGCCAUCAGUCGUCACAAGGACAGCUUUGCUCUGUCGAGUUUUCCUGAAGAAUGUCACUACUGGGAGAAACAUAAGAAAGUGAAUGUGUGUGUGCAUUCAGAAUAGAUUUAGACAAACAAAUAAUUACUAAUAUUAUAUAUCUAACAUUUUGCAACUAGCAAUUUUACAUUAUUCAUGAUCUAUAAGUCCUUGAAAAACUGCAGCAUUGUUAUAUGUUUAUUGUAAGGUUGCUAUCACCUGUCCAAAUGUAAGUUUAAAAUUAUUAUUUUUCACAGCUUGUUUUAGUGCAUAUUUCUCUCCUGAUUCAGACAAGUUGACUUUUUCAGCAGAGAGAGCAAUAUUAUAGAAUACUCGUCUUUUAGCUGGAAGCAAUGGUUUGAAGUUAAAAAAAUGUCUUGAUGGAUUUGUUUCUUAUAAACAAUCAGCGUUAGGCAUAACAAGACAUUAAUUGAUGGACUGGAGUGGUGAGGAUUACUUGUAGA
Messenger RNA from Cyprinus carpio (common carp), 1688 nucleotides. Its product is annotated as rapunzel 3. Lineage: Eukaryota; Metazoa; Chordata; Actinopteri; Cypriniformes; Cyprinidae. The record is from RefSeq and is a predicted model, not a curated record.